CGUACGUCUUCACGCUGGUUUCUAUGGCUGCGUCGGACGCCCAGAUAAUCCAGUGUUAAAGAAUCUACUGCUACGUAUCCUUUUUUGGCAUGUUAAGCAUUGGUUAACAAUUGUUGACCAAUUUAACCAAUAGAAUAGUCAAGUCCAAUGUUGAAGAGCAUAAUCUGAACUUUGCUUUAUUUACUGCUAUACAGUGAAGUCGUUCAAUAGAUCGGUGUGCCAGUGCAGAGCAAUAGCGGCUAGCUAGCGGCUAGGAAAACCUUGGAGAAACACAACUUGUGAACUUCAUUGUGUGCUCUGUGUGUAACAGUAAUCGUUUGAAACGUGUUAUCUAACAGUAGUUAGGUUAACACCCAUAACAAGUCAAGGAAGUCACUGGAGGACGCAUAAACCUGUCCAAUGUUUCACAAAGAAAAGAGUAUCCAAAUAAAAAACAGCGCAUCUGCGCUGUACAACAACCUCAGUGUGCUGCGCAUCUCUCCACGGAAACUCACAUAUUUCACAGUGGUCCAUGCAAAUGUGGUGAAUAUGGUGAGUGCAUCCUGGGACGGACUGAAUUACUCCCACCGCCAGCUACAGUCCAAGGAGCCUAAUGUGGCAACAAGCACAUCACUCAUUAUGCAGGCCUCGUUCUGUGUUUUGCCUUCACGUGAUUUGCUUGUGGUGACCUCUCAAAAAGGCAUUCAGAUGUAUGAAUCUGAUGGUUCUAUAAUGGUGUACUGGCAUGCCCUUGACACACCUGAAACACCCACAGCCCAGGCAGUAUUUGCUCGAGGAAUUUCAGCAGUAUGGGAUAAUUACAUCUGUGUGGGUGUUUCAUCAGGGUCUAUAUUAGUAUUUGACAUUCCUAGUAAAGGCAGUAACAUCACAUUAUCGGAGGUCCUGGAAGAGCAUAAAGAGCCUAUGACUGACAUGGCUUCAGAGUGCUCUGGUAGCCAGGAGUGCAUAGCUGAUAUGGUCAGUGCUGAUGACGGAGGCAACCUGUGUGUGUGGAAAGCUGGCGAGGAGUUUCAUUUACUGAAUAAGAUACCUGGUUUUGAUGUUCCUCCCUCUAGUAUGACCUGCUCAUCUGUGAAGCUGUGGAAGGGCACUGUAGCGGCAGGUUAUGGCACAGGCCAAAUCCGGUUGUAUGAGGCUGUGACUGGAAUUCUACAUGUGGAAAUUAAUGCUCAUGCUCGUUGGAUUAACUCUCUGGAUAUUGCUCCAUUUUCUGGUUUACUUUUGUCUGCUGCUGAAGAUUCCCUAGUGCGAGUGUGGCACAUAUCUUUAACUCCUGAAACCAACAGUGUUGAGGUGGCUCAUUUACAUAAUGAAUGCGUGACAGACACACAAAUUUGUGGCGCUCGCUUCUGUGACGACGAUGGUUAUGCAUUUGCAGUGACUGGCUAUGACUUGAGUGAGAUCAUACGAUACACACAGACAUAAGAUAAGCUUGUGAUCACUGAGGUCCAUUGUACUGAUGCAACAUGUUUGUCAUGUGUGGUACAGUUCUAAUAGAAAAAGCAAAAGACUACUGUAUAGUAGUCUCUGUAUAGUUGUUGUAUACUUUUGUAAAAUAGUUAAUUUAACAAUGUUUACCUGUAUAUAUAGUUAUAUUCUUAAAUAAAUUCAAAUUCAUUACACAUAGGUUUGACCUUUGUGCGAUGUUUAAAAUGAUUAUGGGUUACAGCAAGAAUGUUAAGAAUGACAGGGUAUUUUUAUAGUAUAAUACAGUUUUCAUUUUUUAAAUUUUAUAUCCAGAAUCAUCAUCAAUUUAUAAACCUUCACUGGCAAAUCAGUUCAAUACUGCACUGAAAAGCCCCUUUACUCUAGAUGCCACUAGAUGGCGAUGAAUGUAAACCUUUAUACUCUACCAUGUAAGUUUACAUUGGGUCAUGUUAUGUCUGACGUGUUUGAACUGUACAUAUGAAUGUUUUAUUUAUUUCAUGAUCAUGCCUUGACAAAACAGAGCAUUCUAUUACUGUGACUGCUGUGUUCAUGUUUAGAGACAGACAGUACUUGCAUAAUCAUCAAGAGAUACAAUAUAAGUGUAUGAACUCUAGGAACAACAAUAAAACUGCAAACUCAGCAGUUGUAGACAGGUGCUGCCCACUCAUCAUUGUAGUCCAAAUCAGUUAUGUAGUUUACCCUAACAGACAUAAGUGUAAUCAUCUCACCCACCUUUCUGACACGCUAGAGAAGCAGGUCACUGAGGCAUCUUGUUUAUCAGCAAAGGGCUAAGCAUUAAAUCCCUUGGUCUUGAGCUUUGCUGGUUUGCAGUCAACACUGAUCACAUAACAUCAUCUGACAAGGCUGUUUUGAACCCACACACGACAGGUUGCAUAAUCUGAAUUUGGUAGAUACAGUUGUGUUGCCCUUAUAGACAGGGGGGACAUAGUGACAGUAUUUUACAGUAUUUGAUUUCUCAGUUUUAUGUUUUGUUUUGUUUUUGUUAGGUUUUUUAUGAUUCCAGGCAAUGCAGAGGAACUUGAAAUCCUAAUGUUAAAAGCUGUAAUGAGAUUUCUCUAUUUAUUUAGGACAUUCCUCAAACACAAGUUUCAUGUACUAAAUCAAGUACUUUAUCACAAAGAUCUACUCCAGUACCCUAUACCUAUGCUCAUUUCCUACCUCUUAUAACCUAUUUCCAGUACAGACUGAGUGAUUAGGUCACAAUUGCAAUUUAUACAAGUAUGCUGUAGAAAAAUAUAAGUGUAUGUAAGUGUAUCAUACUGUCUUGGUUUGUAAACGAGGUUUUUUUUUGUCAGGGAACAAUUUAUUUUAGCCUGCCUGCUCUAGUGACAGUGGCUUGUCAGACUUGAACCCUGCUGGGACUGAGCCUCGCCAAGUGGGAUAAGGAUUGUAAUCUGUAUAUGGUUUGUUACCACGCAGCAGCCAUUUGUGUGUUGGAGGGGGACCAGCUUUUAUAAGACACCUUGCAUAAAGACAUCUUCUGCCCAAAAUAAACAAGCUACUACAGUGAGACAGACCUAGAUGCACAUCCAGAAACGUUCUCUAUAGCCAAACUAAUAACCAUCUCUUUUACUGUAAUCUUGUUGAUCAGGAUUUUUGAAUAUUCUUGCUGAACAAGAAACACCCUUGUCAGAAAAAAGUAACUUGGAAAUAUUAUUCUUUGAAUUGGGCGUGCAAGGUAUUUGCUCUUUCAAUUGGGUGUGAUAUUCAUUCUAGUGAGUGAAGUUAUUUCAUCUAUCCGCAUUUCUUUGGGUACACAUCGAAACCAAGGCAUGUUCUUCUUGUCCAACGGGAUCUGCAGUACUGCCACUUUCACAUAUAGAUAUAUAUGGGUCAAUGACAUGAUGCCUACAUUUUCUGGCCAUUUGCAUUUCUUCAGUUAAAAAGGUUCAAAUUUCAUAAUAAUUCACAACAUAUCUGUAAGUACCUCUGACCUCCAUGGAAUUAAAUCUUUUAUUUAUUAAUUUUUUUCAGAAAUCUGUAUGUAUGUUUUCUGUACUUAAAGUGUUAAAAUGUCAUGUGGUGUGAUCGUCCACACUUAACUGCUGUUUUUUUUAAACUUCUUUAAAAUGACUUUAAUUAAAAUUACUAAAAUUUAAUAAAAUUAAUUUCCUUAA
Boleophthalmus pectinirostris (great blue-spotted mudskipper) is the source of this 3566-nucleotide messenger RNA. It is a transcript of the gene wdr54, whose product is annotated as WD repeat domain 54. The transcript has 9 exons. Gene Ontology annotation, biological process: sperm axoneme assembly; cilium assembly; cilium-dependent cell motility. Gene Ontology annotation, molecular function: protein binding. The record is from RefSeq and is a predicted model, not a curated record. Lineage: Eukaryota; Metazoa; Chordata; Actinopteri; Gobiiformes; Gobiidae. Bases 400 to 1425 code for a protein of 341 amino acids. Gene Ontology annotation, cellular component: centriole; ciliary basal body.